CGAACACCACGCGUCGGUUCGAUUAAAAACCGUGAGCCAAAUUUGGCAAUUGAGAAUAUUUGUGGUACAAGAUGUGGAUGGAACUUUUCAAAAAGUCGCUUUGCUAUCGGUGUUAGAGUCUUGUUACCAUAA
Messenger RNA from Funneliformis geosporum, 132 nucleotides. The record is from the annotation of a GenBank genome assembly. Lineage: Eukaryota; Fungi; Glomeromycota; Glomeromycetes; Glomerales; Glomeraceae.